CAGAUCUCACUCCCUAUUUUCUCAGAAGCCUAAGCAGAAGCAGCAGAGAUUCCAGCUUCAAGCACAAGCACAAACGCAAACGAAAACGAGAAAAUUUCAAUAAUUUCCCAACUUUAACCAUGAGUACCAUGAAAUUUUGCCGUGAAUGUAACAACAUAUUGUACCCGAAGGAAGACAAAGAGCAGAAGAUUCUACUUUAUGCUUGCCGAAAUUGUGAUCACCAGGAGGUUGCUGAUAACAAUUGUGUGUAUAGAAAUGAGAUACAUCAUUCUGUUGGAGAGCGCACCCAAGUCCUGCAAGAUGUUGCUGCAGAUCCAACACUUCCACGAACAAAAUCAGUUCGUUGCGCUAACUGUGGUCAUGGAGAAGCUGUUUUCUUCCAGGCAACUGCCAGAGGAGAAGAAGGAAUGACGUUAUUCUUCGUUUGCUGCAACCCCAACUGUGGCAAUCGCUGGAGAGAUUAAAUUGCAUAUUGUGCUGCAGAAUGCACAUUGUAGACUGGUAAUCGCUGAUUUUUAACUCAAUAUCUUCAUUUGUAUGGACUCGUUAACUGCAAGGAACAUCAAACCGAUGAACGCCAGGCUCGGUUUUUGUUAUAUUCCCUUAUUUUCUUGAA
Messenger RNA from Salvia hispanica, 616 nucleotides. RefSeq names its product DNA-directed RNA polymerases II, IV and V subunit 9A. Gene Ontology annotation, molecular function: DNA-directed RNA polymerase activity; nucleic acid binding; zinc ion binding. Gene Ontology annotation, cellular component: RNA polymerase II, core complex. NCBI's taxonomy places the organism in Eukaryota, Viridiplantae, Streptophyta, Magnoliopsida, Lamiales, Lamiaceae. The record is from RefSeq and is a predicted model, not a curated record. Gene Ontology annotation, biological process: transcription initiation at RNA polymerase II promoter; transcription-coupled nucleotide-excision repair; DNA-templated transcription.